Didymodactylos carnosus is the source of this 342-nucleotide messenger RNA. Lineage: Eukaryota; Metazoa; Rotifera; Eurotatoria; Philodinida; Philodinidae. The record is from the annotation of a GenBank genome assembly.
CCGUCAGCGUUCAGCGAUUACUUUCAAAAUAUUUUUGCUCAAAUGCAAAAACAAUUUGAAAGCGUGUUUCAACAACCGACACAACUAAAUGGUGAUUCACAAGAUACCGCUGGAGAUUUAGAUCAAAUUGAACCGAAAUGUAACACGACAACAUCCGGUCGUUAUCGAACAACGACAUGUGUUAAAGAGGUUACGAAAAAUACUGAAAAACUUCUUUAUAAGGAAGUGAAUACAACUGAUACACAAAGUGGAAAAAUUAUCGGACAUAGUGUUAGUUACACUAAAUAUCAAACACAUGACAAUAACAACGGNGGAUAUGAUCAAUUAAGUUGGUGUAUCUGA